Molecule: messenger RNA, 9265 nt
Organism: Oncorhynchus masou masou (cherry salmon)
Lineage: Eukaryota; Metazoa; Chordata; Actinopteri; Salmoniformes; Salmonidae
Product: phosphatidylinositol 3-kinase regulatory subunit gamma
Exons: 16
Coding region: 659-2914 (751 amino acids)
Biological process (GO): phosphatidylinositol phosphate biosynthetic process; insulin receptor signaling pathway
Cellular component (GO): phosphatidylinositol 3-kinase complex
Molecular function (GO): protein binding; 1-phosphatidylinositol-3-kinase regulator activity
Source: RefSeq, a predicted model, not a curated record
ACCAGGCACGCGUCAUUAUAUCGGACCAUAUGGACGUCUUCUUUUAUAUCCUUGUAUUUUAAUAAACAAGUCGCACAAAUUGGAUAACGAAUAGAAGGCACGGAUAGAAGGCAAGAGCAUCGAAAGAGAGGCAAGUUUGUUCUGCAUUUUCGCAGAGUAGGCUACCACUCGAGUUUCAGCAUGCUGCUCUGAAGUUCCUAUUCGCCAAGUCACGUUUUGUAGAGCUGGCUGGGAGAGAGAGUGGUCUCAGAGUAUGCUGGACUGGAUGCCUCGGCCUGUCAGCUCUGCAGUGGAUUAAUAUUAUUCAGGUACAGGAGGGAGCCAGAUUCCCGUGUUGUGUGUUCAUCGUGCUGACACUAUUUGACAGACAAGAGGGGUGGAGCUUUAGAGGUGGACCUAACCAAGGACAACUGUCUGGUUUCUUCUCAGUGUAUGGUGCAGUUUCUCACCUGAUGCUGAAGGGAUCCUUCCAAUGUUGACUCUUUGAUCUUCCCUUCAACCCAAGGGCUUCAAAAUUACUAGACUACAGAGGGGAGUGCUAAAGUAUUAGGCCUCGCUGAGGCAUUGGAUUGAAGUUUGCAAAGUAAAAACAGCAGAUGUGAGUGAGUGGCACAGGAGAUCUCAGUUGGAGCCUGCCUAAGGACCUAUCUAUGAGCCUAUGACUGUGGCCAUGACAGCCUCCGACAGCAGCUUCCAGUACCGUGCGCUCUUUGAGUACAAACGGGAACGUGGUGAUGACAUCAGCCUCCAGCCGGGGGACGUCCUGACGGUCCUGAAAGCCUCGCUAAAGGACUACCAGGAAGGGGACGAGCGCAGCCCCAAGGGAUGGCUGCACGGCACCAACGAGCGGACCAAGGAGAAGGGCGACUUUCCUGGGACGUUUGUGGAGUAUGCAGGGGUGGUGAAGCAGGUGCUGCCUGUGGUCAAGCCCUGGCCCAGGCCCGUACCCCCAACCCCUGGGGGAACACAGAGCAGUGUCGGGCCCGGGCCACAGCCUCCAGGGGCCACUGCAGCAGGAGGUGGGGGGCCAAGGGAGGCCCCAGAGGUGUGUGCUCUGCCUGAACAGGCUCCUGUGGCGCUACACAGGCUGAUAGAAGCUCUGGAGAGACAAGGCUUGGAGAGUGAGCCACUGUACCGGACGCCCCCAGCCUCCACCGGACCCCCAGAACUGAGACAGGCUCUUGACACAGACCCAGUCUCAGUGGAUGUGGACCAGUAUGAAGUGGCAGUGUUGUCUGAUACACUGAGGGGUUUCCUCCAGGACCUGCCCUCCCCCAUCAUCCCAGCUGUGGUCUACAGUGAACUGGUCUACACUGCCCAAGAAACUCAGAGCAUGGAGGACUGUGGCGAGAAGCUGAAGAGGAUCCUGGAGUCCCCCAGCGUGCCCCAGGCCAACCACCAGCUCCUGGUGCACCUCACCAGACACCUGGUCAAGGUGGCCCAGAGUGAAGCUCAGAACCAGGCCAGCCCCAGGCUUCUAGGCCAGGUCUUCAGUGAGACCAUCUUCAAACACUCCCACUUCAGUGCGGACGUAAACCCAGAGCACCAUGUGAAGAUCAUGGAGGCCCUGAUUGCAGCCGGGGGACUGGUGGAAAUGCAGGCAGCCCCAGCUCUUCCUCCCAAGCCGGCCAAGCCCAUGACUCCAGUGAGCAGCAGCAAUGGUGUGAAGGAGGGGGCUGGGGGGUCGCUACAGGAAGCAGAAUGGUACUGGGGAGACAUAUCAAGGGAAGAGGUGAAUGAUAAGCUGAGAGACAUGCCUGAUGGGACCUUCUUGGUUCGGGAUGCCUCCACUAAAAUGCAGGGCGACUACACACUAACACUGAGGAAAGGGGGGAACAACAAGUUGAUCAAAAUCUACCACCGGGAUGGGAAGUAUGGUUUCUCCGACCCCCUGACAUUUGGUUCUGUGGUGGAGCUGAUUAGUCACUACAGACAUGAGUCUCUGGCCCAGUACAACACCAAGCUAGACGUCAAACUCAUGUACCCCAUCUCACGCUAUCAGCAGGAUCAGCUGGUGAAAGAGGACAACAUUGACGCGGUGGGGAAGAAACUCCAGGAGUACCACAAUCAAUACCAGGAGAAGAGCAAGGAGUACGACCGGCUUUAUGAGGAAUACACCAAGACCUCACAGGAGAUUCAGAUGAAGAGGACGGCCAUCGAGGCCUUCAACGAGACCAUCAAGAUCUUCGAGGAGCAGUGUCACACGCAGGAGCGCUACAGCAAAGAGUACAUUGAGCGCUUCCGCCGGGAGGGCAACGACAAGGAGAUCGAGAGAAUCAUGAUGAACUAUGAGAAGCUUAAGUCUCGUCUAGGGGAGAUCCACGACAGUAAGAUUCGUCUGGAGCAGGACCUGAAGACCCAGGCGCUGGACAACCGAGAGACGGACAAGAAGAUGAACAGCCUCAAACCUGACCUCAUCCAGCUCCGCAAGAUCAGGGACCAGUACCUUGUCUGGCUCAAUCACAAAGGAGUGCGACAGAAACGAAUUAACGACUGGCUGGGGAUCAAGAACGAGAACACAGAUGAAGGGUACUUUGUGAGUACGGAGGAAGAUGAAAACCUGCCCCACUAUGAUGAGAAGAGCUGGUUUGUAGGAGACCUGAAUAGAACCCAGUCUGAAGACCUUCUACUAGGCAAACCUGACGGAGCCUUCCUCAUCAGGGAGAGCAGCAAGAAGGGCUGCUACGCAUGCUCCGUAGUUGUGGAGGGCGAGGUUAAGCACUGUGUGAUUUACAGCACGCAGAGGGGCUACGGCUUCGCUGAGCCUUACAACCUGUACAGCUCUCUGAAAGACCUGGUCCUGCACUACCACCAGACCUCCCUUGUCCAGCACAACGACUCGCUCAAUGUGCGCCUGGCCUACCCUGUCUACGCACAGAUGCCCUCAUCCUCCGGCCCUGCCCCACGGAGAUGAGCACCCCCCCCCACCCAGCCCCAGGAUGGAUGAGGGGACAGGGGGUGGGGGGGUAACUAUUACCCAGAACCUGAGAAAAUACCUGAGAUGGGGGGAAAAGUCGGAAACACUUGCUGCGACACACACGUCAGCCACCUUGGAGUUAUAUAUAUUUUUACUAAACAAUUGGAGGGCAUUCUUUCUAAAGACUGCUUGAUUUGCACAAGGACGUUUUAAAUGUUUGUGAAUGUGAAAAAAACUGAAGGAAAAGAGAAGAGCCGAGUUUUAGGUGACCCUGCUGCAACCUAAACUCCAGCCAGGGCUCUUUUACAGAUUUAACGACAACAUGAAGACGCUCAAUUUCAAGGCUUUGUUUCCUGUCGUCCGUCUGUCGCCCCAAUUUAUUUUAUUUUUUUUCCUUUUUCUCUUCUGGUUUUGUUCUCCUUCUUUUUUUAUUUGGACAAUUUAUUUUGUUCACCGCUUGUUUGCUAAAUGCAAGAGAUGAUGAUUAUAAUGAUGUCGAGUGUAUGUUCUCUGUCCCUUUCCGAAUCAGAAGCAAAAAUAAUGUAGCAAAACAGACAAAAGACGCUUGUUCAGUGUCCCUCCAUAUAGACUGCUGCUGAAGCGUUGGGGGGGAGGGUGAAGGGAAGGGAGAAUCGAAGGGAGGGAAGAGUCGAGAGGGGUCACAAGCGAGAGGAAAAUGUUUUGUAGUCUUAAAAGUAGGAAAAAAGGUUGAUUUUAUACUAACCGUAGAUGGAGAGUGAGUUUGUUUUCUUGAUGGCUGGAUCAUAUUUCCUUCGACACAUUGUAAGUCAUGGUAAAGUCAUGACUUAGUCAUGUAAGUCAUGUCGUUAUAGUCACCUACAGAGACCAAAGUUGGCUUGGGCAGAAACAAGUCCGUUGUGUUUUUAUUAGUCUGUAUGAAUGGAGAAGAUUGAAAAAGAGUAGUUGCUUUGUUUAAUACCACACACAAAACAGAGUUUGGGCCCAGUGCUCGUGCACUAUAAGCUCUGAGGGGAUGGUACGCACAGACAGAGACGGUCGGUAGGUUUGACCGUCUAGACGCCGGUCACGGGUCGGGGUAGAAGCACUUAUCUAAGAGGAGAGCCCAGCCAAGGCGGCACCGUACGGUUUGACACCAAAUCCCAAAACUAAGGAGAAACAAACGACCUUAGAACCUGAAACAUGUUUGUUUUAAACAAAAUAUUAUUUGUAGUAUAUGCUAAUGUCUGUUUAAAACAAAUGGGGACUUUAUGUAUCGGUUAUGGAACCUUUGAGAUAAUAGGCUUUGAACUGUUUUAGUGUACACGAAGCAGGUAGGGAGGGGGGAGUUUCAAGUUGAAGACAAAUGCUUUUGAUGAUGAUAAAAACUUGAAGAAAGUGCAAUCCAACAAUGUAUUAUGAUUAUUUAGGUUAGCAGUCACCCGGAGAGCUGAACGAACCCAGCUUCCAGACAGACUCGCAGGAGAGAUAAUCAAAGUGCACAUUGAAGCUUUUGAAGAUAUAUUUCUUUUCUUUUAUUUCCUUUUUUUGUUCUGUUUUUGUUUGUGUUUCACUCAAACUUCUUACCCGGUGCUUGACUUUAAGACCAGUUGAAACAUUUCUGUUGAAAAUAAAAUAUUAUAACAUCGCACAAUAAAUAUUGACAAAAUGACAAACAACCACAAUGUGCAAUUUUCCAGUCUAUUCGGUCACCUCUACUCCCUGAUAUGAAACUCUCUAUUCUGAUUGGCUGUUGUUUGGAUACUGUGUUACCAUUGGCUCUCCUUGCUGCCUAUCUAACCAGCAGCCCCUGAGACAGACAAUGGACCAGUGAUGUCAAAUAUGGUGGAUAAAUGAAGAUAGUUCACUCAGGCCAUUUACCAUUGAAAAUAAAUUUACAAUUUCUGGUCUACUUAACUGGGUGUUUCCAUAGACACCAAUAGACACCAGUCCUGUCUACUUAGUUCAUUUUCUUUCAUUGAACCAGAAAAAAAAACAGUGAGUGGGUUAUUUCACUUCCUCAUCCAUCUCCGAGUGUCCCUGGGGUCCUGUCUCUCCCAGACAGUUGUCCCCUCCCUGCCUGUUAAUCUUAGGCCAUAUUUAAGGCCUUGUUGACAGGAGAGGGUAGCGCUGCAGCAGAGGGGUGAUUUAGUGACCCUGGAGUAGAACAAACACAGUGGUUUUUAAUCGAGCCCCCAUCAAAUUCGCACCUUACUGGACAAAUGUUUUGGCUCAAUUGGGGGUAAAGACACCACUCCAGUGAGGUUGACUACCAAAAUUGAUCUAACAGAUUCAGAGCUACACAUAAAAAAAAAUGGAUUCAAAUAAGCAACCCUCUUGUCACACUUUGAAAAAGAGAGUUGUAUAUCGUCUGGAGUCUUCACUAAACUACCAGUGGAAAUCAGUGAAGUGUAUGGGGUCACACCAGUAAGAACCAGUGCACAGUGUGUGUGAGAAGGAAAGUUGAGGCCAUGUUAUCUAGCCAUGCGGUGGUGGUGAAUUGGAAUCACAAUGGUGAAUGAAUGAGUGAAUGAUACAGUCUUGGUAAAAGCCAGCCCCCCCCCCCUGAGUAUCUAUCUCCCCUGUAUCUCCUCCACAACGACACCAUACGCUUCUGCGAAUCAUAACAUGCACUUCCACCUCUUGGAGUAGUGCACUAAGAUAAGCCAGAUGAGGCAGUGUGGGGGGGGGGGGGUCACUAGGUCACAGUCAGUGCUGAAAGCCCUUGAUAAAGAACACAUGCAAGGGAGGAGGAGGGAGAAGGUGUGACACUCCCUCUCAAGACUAGAGGAGAGAUGGGUUCUCCCUUUUUCAGUCUCUCCCUGGUCUGUAUGUUCUGAUGUGCCUAGUAACAGCUGUUAGGGUUACGGUGAGGUUCAGCUCUUCUGUAUGGAGUGUAGUGGGGUGUGAUAUGGUGUACUGGGGAGGGAAGGGGGUUAGAGGUCAUGUUGAAUGUAAAACUGGAUCAGGCUGUUCUGAUAGAUGGACGUUUGUUUGUGUCUCCUCAUCCCUGUUUUCUUUGGCAAGGACCCUCAUGCAGGAUGCUAGCAUACCCUUUUGCUACAACAGUUUCAUAACAAAACCCACUUUAAUCUCUGGACGGGUAAAAACCAGGUUUAACAACACCCAGACAGUAAGCUAGACCUUUUGUCAUGAAUUAUAAUGGUGUCUACCUGGUUCGAAUCGUGUCUAUCCACCUCAGUGGCCCUGCUCUGUUAGGUUUGUCCACUGAGGUAGCUCAAGAGCCUGUCUAUCUUCACUUCAGUCUCCUCUCCUUCCUUAUCCUCCACCAUGGUUUGAAGGUUGUUAUUUUGUUGACUUUUAGUUCUUCUUUUUUUUUUUUUACUAGGAGCCCUAUAGGGCCCUAACUAUAUUACUUGAACUAUUGCAUUGCUCACUGUUGAAUGUCUUUAUAUAGAAAUAUACAUAUAUUAAAUAAAAUAUCUGUUUUGUUGUUCUAUAGUAGUGAGCGGGACUGGGUUGACUUUUAAAUAUAUAUAAUUAUAACAUGUUUAUGUCACAGAACAGAAAUACAAGUAGGCUUCUUUGCAAGGAGGGAAAGAUGUGCUUUCUCAGAAAUAUACUAAGAUUACGUUUGUUGAUGAGGGGGGGGGGGCUUGUCUGAUAUCGCAAACAUCACUCUUCAGAGAAAUGGCGCCGCAUUUCCUAUAUAGUGCUUGGGAAUCGCGUGCCAUUUCAGACGCAGACACGGUGUGACUCUGUCUCAUCUUCAGUUGUUAUUCUCCACUGUGAGACAAAGCAUUUCCUUUACUAAUCUAUGAUGCUGAAAGAACACAUACUAUUUUUGUUUGUGAUUUAGUUGUUCCUUUACUCCCCCCCCCCACACCACACACACACACACACACACACACACACACACACACACACACACACACACACACACACACACACACACACACACACACCCCCUGGCAUUGAGACCAAAGAUUUCAGUUGACUUUAUUUUUAGCCUUUAGAUGUUGAUAGUUUGAAAGGGAUGUUUGUUUCCAUGUUACAUGUCAUUUCCAUUGCCUUGUUUCCAGAAGAACUCAGAAGUUAAUAUGGUACCGUAGCUAGAGGUAAUCAGAGUGAGUGAAUAUGGGUAGCCUUGUGGUUUGUGUUGGACUAGUAACCGGAAGGUUGCUUAACUGACUUGCCUAGUUGAGUAAAGGUCAAAUAAAUGUCCCAUACAGUUAGCUAGAAUCCCCUGUUAGUGAUAAUGAUGUUGCUAAUUAGCAAUAAAAGUCAAUAGUAAUGCAUUAUUGGGGAUAGAUGUUCCUUGGUGAUAUUUGAGGUAUUCAAUCUAUACCAAAGAACAGUUGGAUGUCCUUACCAAGCAGUGUGGUUAAGGAGGAUAUUUUGCCACACCUCUGUCUUUUGUCUAUUCAAAUUCGACUGAUAGUUUUCACCGCUCUGAAAGUGUUGAGAGAUAGAAGGCAGAUUUAUUCCUAUGUCAGGGUUUAAUUUGAAUGAUUUAGCAAGUCUCUGCACCCAUGAUGUGAGUGGCUUUAUUGGUCUACAAUAUGUGUGCCGUUGGUGUGAUUCUUCUUUUAGUUUAGUUUGUGAAAGACCUCUUAUUUCAACAAAAACACUCCCUGUGUCUGUCUCCUUGUUUUCUCACAACACAGUCAUAUAUUUGCACACGUUGAUCCAGUCGGACGUACGGUUGCUCUUUCUCCCUCUCAGCUUUGAAAGUGAAUAAGACAAAUACACUUUAAUUUCCCCUUGUGUCUAGUGGUUUGUCUUACAACGAGAAGAAGUGAUUGUCGUUCUUCUGCGGGACAGAAAGCAAGUUUCCCUUAAGUUCUUUCACUCCAGAAUGCAUGCAAUAUCCCUUUCCUUUUCUGUCAAGGGUCAGGGGUCAGGGACAGAGGAGUAAUGCGUGAGAGAGAUGUUCUGUCUGAGAUUUAGUGUUUAUUAAAGAACAGCACCUUUGUGUUUCUGUAGAACCACUGUCAGUGGGAUAUUACUUGGGACAAGAUGUGCUGCACAUACUACCAAGACAUUUCGAAGAGGUUAGGACGAACCAAAAUAUCUAUUCCCCAAGUUUACUUUUUGACUGUUUUAAUAGUUUUCUGUGUGAAAACAAAACUCUUACGUUGGAGUACAGGUACAGGACAACGCAGGCGUAGGUUUCCUAUAGCACCACAAGACUGUUAUAUAGCUAUAAUGUCUGUUGUUCUUCUUCUUCUUUCCCCUCAAGCAGUUCUGCAGAGUUUCAUUUGCAGCAUGCAGCCAGUGGGGUUUGAAUAUGUUGUGAUUCUCACCAGGAGUCGUGUGUGUUCUUAGCACUGCUAUCUGAUCACAAUACCCAGCACAGCUUCAAGGAGUACAGCUUCUUAUUAAAAAAGAUUUAGAAAGAAAAAGAGAAAAAAAUGUGUGUAUCACACUGUCCCCUAUCCUUCUUUUGACAUACGUACAGAUCCAGCAUGCAUCUUUGGUACUCGUGACUGUUGUUUUAGUGUAAAAAAAAAAAAAAAAGUUUAAAAAAAGAGAUGUUUUAAAGAAAAACGGUUCUUUGACUGUUCAUGGUGUAUUCCGAUCUGAUUUGAAUCCAGCUAACUAAACAAGUCACUGCUUCCAGCCGAACCAAGUUACAGUCCUAUUAUUGUCCGUUUAUAGCGUCAUAAGUAUGUAAUACUGAGAAAGAUGAAUGUCACAGCAAUAGAAAACGUGUGUUCAUUAUGGUCUGUUUGGCAUGUUGAAACCAACACGUUUCUCCAUAUCACAAUAUCUGUCCAUGUUUGAGACCGACAAUAUAAUAUGCUUUGAAUGUUUGACCUGUAAAGCAUUUACUGGGUUGCUUACAGUACACAACUUGAAACUCACAUAAUCAAACAGUUAUUCUGAUUUCACAGAAUGUUCGCAGAAUUGUUUUAACACCGGCAGUUUUUGUUAUGUAGGCCACUUCUUAGACAAAACACAAGCAAUAUGACAUUGAUCUCCUUUUAUUUUUCUGUCUGCUUACUUUAUUCUGACAAUUACUGCGAAGUAAGUACCUACUCACAUAGACGUUCUGGUAUAUAAUUGUGUGUUUCUGGAGCGACAUUGUGCUGUUGUUGCAUGUGGAUUGUGAUGGUGAUGACUUUACCUUGUGCCGCCGGCUAUGAGUGGUGCUCUACUCUCCAGAAUAAACAAACAGAGACUUCUUUCUCAGUAUUACAACGACGACAUACAUACCGUGCUUUUAGCUUCUAUAGGUAUUCCCUUCAUCAGUUUAAAGUUGUUUUAAUAAUGCCAUGGUACACUACUUCACUUUCUCGUAUCUGUUGCAAUGGUUUGUGUAUGUUGUAAAAUCUCCAUUUGUUAUGAACUCAACUCUUGUACGUUAUCAAUGGAACUUCACUAUAUUAAUUUCUCUCGCAGAAUAAAGAAAAUAUUUUAUUCAAA